Molecule: messenger RNA, 5904 nt
Organism: Sander lucioperca (pikeperch)
Lineage: Eukaryota; Metazoa; Chordata; Actinopteri; Perciformes; Percidae
Gene: dtnbb
Product: dystrobrevin, beta b
Exons: 20
Coding region: 320-2137 (605 amino acids)
Biological process (GO): synaptic signaling
Cellular component (GO): plasma membrane; synapse
Molecular function (GO): zinc ion binding
Source: RefSeq, a predicted model, not a curated record
AAUCACGGAGGAGAUAUAUCCUCCUUAUUCUCCCUGGACCACUUGUCCUCCCCAUCUGAUGCUGCUGCUGCUGCUGCCGAUGAUGGUGAUGAUGGUGAUGCUCUAAACGCAACCUGCGUGAUUCUCCUCCGGUAAAGGCCAGCUCCCUGCUAAUGCCUCUUAUUCGGCUGUCGAGACACCAGUGCGAACUGAAAAGAUGCAGGAUUGCCAUUCUUUCUUGUCCAAAAUGUUUUAUGGGCAUCACGACACACCAUUCCCAUUGCGGAAAUAAGGGUCGAUGUUAAGGGCUUCACUUGUUUGACAUUCAACCAGCGACAGAAUGAUCGAGGAAGGCAGUAAACGAGGCAAGGCCAUGGUGGAGAAGAGACAGCUCUUCAUGGAAAUGAGAGCUCAAAACUUCGAUGUUAUCAGACUGUCAACUUACAGGACGGCCUGCAAACUGCGGUUUGUGCAGAAGAGAUGCAACCUUCAUCUGGUGGAUGUCUGGAACAUGAUUGAAGCCUUUCGUGACAACGGGCUCAACACAUUGGACCACAACGCUGAGAUCAACGUGUCGCGGCUGGAGACUAUACUGUCUUCUAUCUACUACCAGCUCAACAAGCGGCUGCCCACCACCCACCAGAUCAAUGUGGAGCAGUCCAUCGGGCUGCUGCUCAACUUCAUGGUAGCCACCUACGACAGUGAAAGCCAUGGGAAGCUGACCGUUUUCUCAAUGAAAUCCAUGCUGUCAACAAUGUGUGGAGGGAAAAUUGUGGACAAACUACGCUAUAUUUUCUCACAGAUAUCUGACUCAAGUGGAAUCAUGAUGUUUGCAAAGUUUGAUCAGUUUCUUCGGGAGGUGCUGAAACUCCCCACAGCCGUGUUCGAGGGUCCUUCUUUUGGCUACACGGAGCAUUCGGUGCGGACGUGCUUUCCUCAGCAGAAGAAGAUUAUGCUGAACACGUUUUUGGAUGUGUUAAUGGCAGAUCCUCCCCCUCAAUGCCUCGUGUGGCUACCGCUCAUGCACCGACUUGCUAAUGUUGAAAAUGUCUUCCAUCCAGUGGAAUGUUCAUAUUGCCGGAGCGAGAGCAUGAUGGGUUUCCGAUAUCGGUGCCAACAGUGCCAUGGCUACCAGCUCUGCCAGAGCUGCUUCUGGCGUGGCCAUGCCAAUGGUCCCCAUAGCAACCAGCACCAGAUGAAGGAACACUCAUCUUGGAAGUCUCCGGCCAAAAAGCUGAGCCACGCAAUCAGUAAAUCUCUAGGCUGCGUCCCCAUUGGUGAGCCGCCACAUCCUGUGUUCCCCGAACAGGCCGAGAGACCACAGGAACUCACCCAUACUGUUCAGCCGAAACCAGUGGCCAACAACAUGAACGACACAAUGCUCAUGUCCUCUGGGGCACCUACUCCUACCAAAAGUGUCUUGGAGAGUCCCAGCCGUCUAGAUGAAGAGCACCGCCUCAUCGCUCGAUACGCUGCCCGCCUGGCAGCCGAGGCGGGCAACUCCACACAACAAUGUCCUCCAACAGAUCUGGGUUUCAACUUUGAUGCCAAUAAGCAACAGAGACAGCUGAUCGCAGAGCUGGAGAACAAAAACAGGGAGAUCCUCCAGGAGAUCCAGCGGCUGCGUUUGGAGCACGAGCAGGCCUCUCAGCCGACCCCAGAAAAAGCCCAGCAGAACCCCACACUUCUGACUGAACUGCGGCUCCUCAGACACAGGAAGGACGAGCUGGAGAGGCGCAUGUCGGCCCUGCAGGAGAGCAGACGGGAGCUGAUGGUGCAGCUGGAGGGACUCAUGAGGCUGCUAAAGGAUGAGGAACAGAAGCAGGCUUCCCAGUCUGGAAGCUCCCCUCAUUCCUCCCCUAGUCACGGUGCAGGUUGCUCCAUGCCCAUGCCCAUUCGCUCCACCUCAGCUGGGUCCACCCCGACUCACACACCACAGGACUGCCUGGCAGGGGUGGGAGGGGACGUUCUUGAGGCCUUUGCUCAGGGUGUACCUAGAAAUCUUCGGAAUGAUCUAUUAGUUGCUGCUGACUCAAUCACAAACACCAUGUCAUCACUGGUGAAAGAGCUCCACUCAGUUGAUGACGUGGGAGUGGAAGAGGAAACCAACAUGAGGAACGGUGGGGACAGAGGCACAUUAAGAGUACAGAAGCACUGAAGACAAGAGAACACCAUUCCACCCUGUAAGGACAUACAGUCAUCAACUGGGAAGAAUCAGUAACAGUAACAACAACAACAACAACAACAACCACCCCUGGCAUUAGCACGUAGAGUAAUGCAUGCUGUAAUCUAACAAGAUUUCACUAUGUGAAAAAAACGUCUCUUCACACCUUGCAGGUAGCAAGAUGUGUCUAAUUAGCGAGUGUGUAUGUUGUCCUGUAAACAAAAACUGCUGUAAUUACCCAAUGAUUUCCCUCAUGACUGCUAAGGAAUGGCUUGCUGUGCUCCCCCCCCCCCCAACUGUUCCAUUGCAGCAGAUCAUUCUGUAUAUAAAAUACUGCAAACACAUGACCACGGGAACGCCCCGACAUGAAGGUGACAAUAUGUUCCCAGUUGUUGCUUUUGUAUGAUUAGCGCUAGUAUUUUUUUUUAAUCCUUUUUUUUAUCAUUUCUGCAUGAAGUUGCACUCAAAUCUGGAUUUAGGUACUGUACCACGCUAUGCCAGCUCUCUGUGGGAUUUAUGAUGACAGCUGGGGUGUCAGAAGUCUCACGCCGAGUGUGUUUACUCGCACAAUCAUAUUCUGAAGUUUGUUAAAAACAAAGCAGAACUCUGGAUAUGCUACAGUGUCAAUUAAUAAUUGUUUUGGGUAAUACACUACAAUUUGCCUACUGGCUAGGAGUUGGAUGAGAUCGAUGGCAUUCUCAUAUUUGUGCAUCAAAUGUGAAGCUGGAGCCAGAAGAUUAGAAGAAGGAGGUUAUCUUAACUUAGCAUAAAGACUGAAUUGGGGAAACAACUAGCCUGGCUCUGUCGAAAUGUAAAAUAAAGUGACUUCUUGGAGCCCUGCAGUCACAGCUAGGGUGCCUGAUAACCAGCGGCGAUUCACUCACCCAGCUUGUUUGCUUUCUUAGCAAGAGUUAGAUGAUAUCUGUACGCUGAAUAUGAAGCUUCCACCAGCAGCCUGUUAGCUUAGCUUAGCAUAAAGGCUGAAAACAUCUAGCUUUACUCUGCACAGAGGUAACAAAAUCCACCUACUAGCGCCUCUAAAGCUCACUAGUUAACAUUUUAUAUCUUGUUUGUUUAAUCCGUACAAAAACCAAAGCGUAAAAACAACAAGUUGUGGUGUUACAUGAUGUCACAUGCUGGACUAUUUCUUGGCCGAGCACGGUGACUUCCUGGAGUCAUGUUGUUAAAGUGAGGCUGACAGGCAAAACCACAACUUGUUGUUAUUACACUUUGUUUUUAUACAGAUUAAACAAAAGGAGAUAUAGCCAGGCAAGCUCCUUUCCCCUGUUCCCAGUCUUUAUGCUAAGCUAAGCUAUCUGCUUGCUGUAGCUUUACAUUUACUUACAGACAUGGGAGUGGUAUUGAUGUUCUUAUCUAACACUCUGAAAAAGAGUAAAUACGCUUUCUCACACAAUGUUGAACUAUUCCUUUAAUCAUUUAAAAAAAAAUAAAAAAUUAGGAGACAGUUGUGUUUCCAUUAUAAUAUUCUUUCCAUGACUGUGUGCAGGGCUAUCUGUUAUUACAGUAUAAAGACGCACAUAGGCAACUUAUCUCCAUGCAGACCUUAAACAGGAAUAAUAGGUGGCAUUCAGAAUACUGCAUGCAUGUAAACACACUCAGUGAGUCACAUACUGUACUGCUGCUACUGUGCUCUCGUCGAGCCACCCUUCCAAAUAAGAGGGCUGUGCGAUUAAAGGAAACCAAGGGGCCACUACAAACACAAUGAGCCCAGUUGUUGUUUCCUGCCUGUGAAAACCUAACUGAACACACCUGACUAGCUGGCAGCCUCAGUAUUUAUUGUUUUAAAGUGUAGGGAAGCACCUCAGGAUGUUUAAAUAGUAAUGAAUAAGGCAUAGGCUCACAAAAUGAGCAAUUACACAGUAUGCGAGGAUGUAAGGUCGUAGUAAGCAAAGUAGGAAAUGCUUUGAUAGCUUUAUCUAGUUAAUAAAGUGAUAUUGAACAUGUGUAUGUGCAAUGAAGGUUGGUGCUCAGGGACUACAGAGCUACUCUAGUUAAAAUAUGGUGGUAUUGUCCUUUGACUGCUAGAUGUUAUUGGCCACAGACGGAGAGGUUAAAGGUCAAUGAUGAUUAAAAAUGGAGUUUCAUUCCAAAACACAACCACUGUUGUUCACAAAUAAAACUUGAUUGUGGUCCCUGCUGUAAGAUUUAGUUGAAACUUCCUAAUGUAGUUCAUUUUACGCUAAUUUCACCAGUCAGUUUGUAAAUUGGAAUUGGAAUGAAACUCUUUAAAUAAAUACAGGAAAACAACAGCAAGUGAUUAAAUGCUAGUUAAAGAAUGUGGAUCAUUAGGAGAGGUUUUUCUUAAGUGCUAUUUGGUGAAGCAUGUUGUUGGAUAUAGUUUUGUCUGUGUGUGAAUUUGUGUCUUUCACAGGAAAGCAAAGACAUCUGUUUGUUACAGAGGUAGCUGUCAACCAGAGAGGAUGUUUAUUCAGAGUAAGGUCUAAGUCACCUUUACAUUUUUGUCUUCUGGUUCAAUGUUUUUUGUCCUUCAGGGUAGCCAUUCAUCUCAAAAAAUGAGCAAUGUUUGGUUUUUAGUGAAUGCAAUGUGAUGAAGGUCUGGGAGCAGUUUUGGAGUAAAAUGUUCAGCUCUCAAAGGAAGUUAAACCUGACUGAAUCAAACUAAAAAGCAUGAACGUUUGUUUUGAGAUCUGUACAGUAAGCCUAUCCUCUAAGCUAUAAGUAUAAGGUUUCAACAACCUGUUACACUGUGUCAAGACAAAGAACAAAAAGAGGCUCCUUUGUUACAUUUUAAAUGUGAUGUUUUUAUUCAGUUCUUUGUUCUCCUCUAUAUUAUCAUUAUUGUUUAGUAUUAGUGGAGUAUAGUCAAUGUAAUGAGUUUGUCAAAACGGAGAAUCACAUGCACACUUGUGCUUGCAUUGUCACCCAAGAUCUAAAUAAUAUGAAGAAAGCAGUAACACUGAAGUACCGUAAUCAACAAAAAAAAACGUUCAGCGGAAAAAGGUCCGGAAAUGAAUCAAAUUCAGAGGUUAAAAUGUAAAGAAUUACUGUCUUCCCCUUCAUUCUGGCCACACAUUUGCAUUCAAGUUUCUUUUCAUUCUUUCAGUUUGUGCCUGUAGCUGUUCUGUAAAAGUGCUGUAUAAAGUUACCAUUCAACAAAUAAGAUGAUCUAUCAACCUUUAGGUCUGUGACUUUGUAGAGAUUUUAUUUAUUUAUUUAAUGUGUUCUGGGGGAAUCUCAAGCUCAGCCUUUACAUUUGUGCCAAACUGUUUGCAGACAUUGUGUGUCAUACAAAUGACAGGUAUAUAUCAAAGUAUAUCUGUAUUAGUAUGGUGUUGUUGCCCAUAGUUUAUUCACAGAAUGCCUGGAGAUGUUCACAGUAAAUGGUUUCCACUGCUGGAAAAAAAAAAAAAAAAAAUGUAAUAAUUAAUAAAGACAAACAACACAUUCCAAAUCUACUGAUAGACUCACUCAUAGCCAACAUGGAGGCAGUAUACCCAGUCAGAACAACUCGGUGUAACACAAAUACAACAGCCGGUCAUACAGAGGUGCAUACAUUGUGAUCCUUUUAUUGUUUGCAGAGAGGCAAUGUACAAAGAGGAACAACCUUGACGGCAACGCUCCCCUGAUGUUAUUUAUCUAUGUAUGUGUUCUGUAUGGUUAUGCUUCUGGUACACAUUUGUUUCUCGUGUUGAUUUUACAAAACAUCGUUUUAUGUCACAAAGCCACUGUCUUUUGUAAAUAAAUCAAAUGUGAGAUAUAUUAAAAAGAUUUAAAAUAUG